Molecule: messenger RNA, 3983 nt
Organism: Varroa destructor (honeybee mite)
Lineage: Eukaryota; Metazoa; Arthropoda; Arachnida; Mesostigmata; Varroidae
Gene: EndoB
Product: SH3 domain containing GRB2 like, endophilin-B
Cellular component (GO): cytoplasm
Molecular function (GO): protein binding
Source: RefSeq, a predicted model, not a curated record
AAGUUCGAUUUGACCAAAUGCAGCAGCCUCCAAAAUGUCAAAAUUGCAGAAAGUAUUCUCCAAAUCAAGAUUUAUUUUGUGGUAUUUCACCAGGUUCUUAUGAAGCAUCUCAAUCAUCUACCCAAUUUCUAUAAGUUGUGUACAAUAUUUUUUGCGCGAUUCGUGCUACAAACUCAAAGAGAGCACGAGGUUUUCACCGCUUUUACCGUUUCAGCCGCAGGUUCCCCGCCUCAUAAGCAUUAGCAUCAAUAGGUCGUUUAAAGGGGUUGUACCAACUUCAGACAAACGAAAAGGCUUACUGGCAUUUCUUUAGCAUUAAGGACUAUAGUGAGCGCGCCACUCUGACGAUUUGCCACCCGCCGCCAACUUUACCCCCCGCCACCCCCAUCAUCACUGAAUGCCCUAUAAACAAAAUCCUUCCCGCAGACCCGUAUCAUAACUGAGCACGGUCAUUCAUACUGUCGCAGAGUAAUAAUUAGAAGCAGAUUUACGUUUAAUGUUAAUUCUUUUACCGGCAGAGAGCACUGCGGCAAAAGCACGCGCCGCCGCUCUUCGUCAUCACUAUCGCCGCUGAUAACGAUGAUGUUUCGGCGGCAGCAGCAGCAGCCAUCAAUGUAGACUAGUUGUUGUCGUUUGCUACGACUGACUGGGAAGGUUCCCUAGCCAUGGUGUGGUUCACUCAUGGAUGUUGGUGCUAUUGGAAGCAGGUAUAGCUGUGCCGUUGCCGUCGCUGUUAUCGGCUUCAACUAUUGCGGUAAUCGCUGCCGUUGAUCUGCGCUGCUGCGUGUAUCGACCGCCCGCCCACCCGUCCGUUCGACUGGCUGGUGUUUCGGGUUUUAUGUCUGCUACUGCGUUACUUCACACGGCUGACUUCUAGCACGGAGCCGAGUGCGUCUACGGCUGGUUUCGAACCUAGGCCAUCUCACGUGCCCCUGAAAUCGCAGGUAAACGGGUUACUCCUGCGCAAUCAUGGGAACCGGUCGAACGGUGUCGACCUGCUAACUGCCGUCGUGCUUCUUCGCUGCUGCUUUCUACAAGGAGAAGGAAGCACAUUUGGCGACCCCGGCAGCAGUCAACGAGCAGCAGCAGUAGUAGGGAUUUGAAUAGUGUGCGGUGCGCAUGAGUGCGAAAGAGUCAGAAAUGGUACAGUCGCAGCGUUGGCUAAACAACUGCAUUCGUAACAACGGUUGAUCGACGACAGCGGCAACCGUGCAGCUCGUGCUCCGCUGAUAUUGGUCAUGUUAGCGAUGUCGAUAAUGGCAGUAGAGUUAAUGCACUGUAGUGUUUGUUGCUGGUAAUAUUGAUAGUAAUAACAAUAGAAGUGACGGUGAUGUAAUGGCAUGGUUUACCUGGGGACGUCUUCAAUAGGCGGCGACUUAACGUGAACCAACAACCUCCGUUGCGUUCGACAAGCAAAAAUUAAAAAAACCAAAUCUCGAAUCAACCUUGUGCUGACAGUACCUAUUUGAGCCUUACACGAAAGAGGAAAUAUAUUCAAGAAAAACAGGCUGCCGGACGUACAGAAAGGGAACCAUAAAGCAAAAACUCUCCGGAAUACCUAAACUGGAAUACCUAAACUUCGAGCCUAUCUUUUCUCAACGUACAAUACUUGCUCCUUUCGUACGAUCCCGUUUUUCCACGACCCUGUCAUCUACACAGAAUGCCUCAAUAACCAAGGGUACUUAAAUAAGCGUCGGUUCUGCCCUCUGAAAAACCAAUUACAUGCUAACAUUCAUCUCAUGAGCCUGUUUCAGUGCUCAGCUGACGCUAAUCCUGUAUGCAAAACAUAGAGAUACCGAAGAAGUAGUGAAACGAACUUUGGCAACAGGGUAAGCCUGAACAAAACAAAGUGAAGACGGACUGCUGAGCCUGUGCAAGACAAGUUCAUAGUUUAUAGGGACAAAGUACAUAUAGAACGUUAUAAAGAACAUCAGAACGCUGAUCAUCUGAGAUCAUUCGUCUUUUAUCUGCUGAACGGAAUCGAUCUAUCUACACAACAAUGGAUAGUUUUAGCAUAAGAAACCUGAAGGGAUUUGCGUCGGACGCGGCCACCGCGCUCACCCGAGCUGUCCAGUACACGGAAGAACGGCUGGGCACGGCAGGCCGCACGGAGUUAGAUGCGCAUUUUGAAAGUCUCGCACAGAGAGCUGAUGACACCAAACUCUGGACUGAAAGACUGCUCUCUAAAGCAGAGGCAGUCCUUGAGCCCAACCCGAACGUUCGCGUUGAAGAUUACCUGUUCGACAAGUUGGAAAAGAAACGUGAGCGCCCAAACAACCUCGAGGCGCUUGGACAGGAUAUGGUUAAUGCUGGAGGCGCAUUUGGUGCUGGCACACCAUACGGUAGCGCCUUGAUAAAGGUCGGGCAAGCGGAGAAGAAUCUGGGUGGAGCGGAACGAGAUUUUGGUAGAAGUGUACACACUCACUUUUUACAGCCUCUCAGGAGGUUCUUAGAAGGAGACAUGAAGACUAUCAUUAAAGAGCGACGUAUCCUGGAGAACAAACGGUUAGACCUUGAUGCCGCCAAGAAUCGACUCCGCAAAGCUCGAUCUGCAGACCCACAGGCCCCCAAGGCGAACGCCCAACAGAUAGAAAAGGAAAUCUAUCAGGCGGAGAAAGAAGUGGAGCUGUGUCAAGCCGAAUUCGACAAACAGGCCGAGAUAACUCGUCUGCUACUCGAAGGGAUCUCUACUACUCAUGCGAAUCAUGUACGGUGUUUAAGCGAUUUCGUCGAAGCCCAGAUGGCGCUGUACGCUCAGUGUCAACGACAUAUGCUGGACCUGCAGAGAGAGCUGCGCGCACUUAACAUGAACGUGGGUUGUGGAGGGGUGAAUGGGGAACAGGCGGAGGCAGGCGGCCGUGUAUGCGCUUUCCAGAACGUGUUCGAGGGGCAGUCGGGUCAAGCAGGGCAAAUGGGCACGCAUGGCAGUGGCCAGGGGCCAUUGCGCAGCACUACAGGAACUGAGAGAUCCAACAACAACUCGAGCUACCGUAAGGCCAAGGUGUUGUACGCAUACGAGGCGCUCGCAGGCACAGAACUUACCGUGAAACAAAACGAGGUAUUGGAUGUGAUCGACGGCCCAGCUGAUCUCGACCCUGACUUCGUGGUGGUCCGCCGAGUGGGCAGCAGAGAAUGGGGCAAGGUUCCUCUGGCUUAUCUUGAGAUUCUUGAUGACAGAAUCAAUGAAAAGACUACAGCAUAAGACGCCAGCAAAUAACAGCCGUCAGAACGAUUGCUGACCAAUAUGUAGGAGACAAACACAGAUGCACGUGUCCUUCUUUAAUAGGUAGCAGUACCAACCACGCCGCCGCAGGACAAAGUGGGAUAAUGCGCAUAAAAACCAAUCAGAAACAUUCGUGGCGCUGUUAGAAAAAUGUUGUAUCGCGGGCGACAGUCAGGUUCAGUUAACAAGCUAAGUUAGCUAUCUCUAACAUGCUGAGCUAUCUCUAUCUGGUGGCUGAAACAAUACAAAAGACUUACACUACUACUAGCAUUAUGAAAAGAAGCUCGAGCAUGAUCGGAGGUAGAAUCCGUUAUGUGACGGGCAUUUUAGCAGCCACAGUGCCGAAAGCCAGCUGAUUUCAAGCACACCGCCAUAUGUCAAAUGUAAAUCUUUCCACCGACUUAUCAAGCGCGCGUCCAAGCUCUAUAGUUUACGUAUGCUACUUCGUUGUUCUGUUCGACUUGAUAUGUCUGGCCAGCCAGCUGUGUCUCGACUUCGGACAACUUCGAAACAACAACAACGAAUCAUGUAAAGCGUUUAGCGUUUUACAUAUUGAGGAUCGAUUAUCAACGUAAAUAGAACAGAGUACACCAUCUACGCUGCUGUGAAACCGAGCACGAAACAUCGAAGUGACAAAUCGACCAAGCAGUCCGGUCUAAAAGUCAAUGGAUGGAAGAAAUGCUCGGUCAGUUUCCAGCCCCCCGUAUCUUAACCGCCGAUAACGUCGAGGCCAUAGUGCCUUUAGAAAAAAAAGUCAUAC